AAUUCGUAUCUCAUUAAGACUUUUUUUAUUUAAAAUUAUUCAUUUGCUACUGGAAGUAGUCAAAUGCAACAAAAAUGACCAAUGUCAAGGAAAUCGGUAAAGUACGCGAUAUGCAGCGAUAGGAAACCGUUCAACUGCCUGUGACAGGUACAGAGGUGCCGUAGAUUAUCGUUGGAUAUUAUCAGAGAGUGCUGCUUUUAUCGGGCUUUUCUCGGUCCGACACGUCGAUAAGAUAAAUUUAGUCGCUCAAGAUGUGUCUUUUGACGUGCAGGUGAGAGCAAAAGGCAGUUAAACGCGUAAACUAAAAUAGGGAGAUCGUUACAAGGUAACCGGCAACGGGCAACAUGCAGGCGGACGACAAGUGCACUCCACAGCCGGAACAGCGGAGCAUUUCAACGCCAAACAGAUCGCAACAGAGCGUGCCGGACGGAUGGCCGUUCAGGAAGGCAAACAGGGACCUGUUCGAUAUCCAAAAAGCAAUAAAACUCGAUGUGGAUUCGUUCGCCGAAGAAUACAAUAUGAAGCGUAAGAGAAGAGGAGUAGCGCUUAUACUAAACCAUGUUCGUUUUGAGAGCAUGCCCACAAGAAAUGGUUCUGUAAAGGACGCUACGGACCUCCAGGCGUCAUUAAGCAGGCUCGGGUUCAACGUUCGAAUUUACACCGACCCGACGGUCAAAACCAUAACCACGGUCUUACAGUCGACCUCUGCGGAAGACCACACGGAUGCCGACUGCCUGAUCGUGGUCGCAAUGUCACACGGCGAAUCGGGUCUAUUGCAUUCGACCGACAGCCUGUAUCCAGUCGAUAUGCUGUGGAGUCCCUUCACGGGCGAUCGAUGCUCCAGCCUGGCCGGGAAACCAAAGCUGUUCUUCAUUCAGGCAUGCCGCGGGGUGCAACUGGACAAAGGGGUGAAAAUUAUGCAUGAGACAGAUAGUAAGAGGAAUACUACAUAUAGUAUACCCGCCUACGCGGAUAUCAUGGUCGCGUACUCUACUUUUGACGGUUUUUACUCGUGGCGCAAUCCAGACUCGGGCUCCUGGUUUAUACAGGCACUCUGCGAGGAGCUGGAUCUUCACGGGCGCAGCCGCGAUCUACUCACUCUAAUGACCUUCGUUAACCGCCGUGUCGCCAUCGAGUAUCAAUCCUAUGUGCCGGAGAACGAGAAAUUCCACGCGAAAAAGCAGAUCCCGUCGAUUGUCUCGAUGUUGACCCGCCUCGUGUACUUCCCCGACAAGCACACAUCGGCACUGGACGACAUCAACGACGGAUCGAAGGAAAAGGAAUCCAAAGUCCGCGAAAAAGUAACGUAAGAGUGGCAAAACACUCGUUCUUGAACGAACUUACGAUGAUAGAUUCUCCAACAAAAACCGACAGAUUGAUUCGUUGGUUGAGUCGAGUUGUUUUGAUGCAUCGACCUUUUGAGCAGUGAUUAUUGAUCGGCGAGCGGUUCAUCGAACACGCUUAGAUUGUUACGAUUGAGUUUCGCUGUCGCAUAUAGAAUUUAAAAAUGUAGUAUGCAAAAGAAAGAAACAAAAAAUGCAUUAUUUAUAUUUAGAAUAUAAAAAUUAUCUGACCGUUUGUUACUUUAUUGAAAAAAGGAAAUUAUAAAUAUUCUUAAAUAUUUUAGAUAUCUAUAUCGUAAUUAAAAAUUUCAUUUUCUGUACAUACGAUGGAAUAAUUGAGAUUUUGCUUUAUUUUUUCUGAAAAACUAAAAAGAUUGUAUUAUUAAAUUAAUGUGUAAUUAGCGUGUUAUUAUAAUAUUUAUAUACAAAUUUUGUGAUUAAACAACUAUACAAAUACCUUCUAGAUAUUAAAAUAUAUUUAAGAAUUAUUUAAAAAAUUUUUUAUACUUGUAAUAAAAAUUAACUAAGUAAGUAUCUCCUAAGGGAUGCAGACAAAGUGCCGAAAAAUAACGUGUGUACAGAGGCUAAAUGAAAUAUUUUCAUUGAGAUUAUUUUAUAUACAUAUAUUGUAAUAUAUCGAGAUCAAUUUUGCUCAUAUGUAAUUACUAAUCAUUUUUAAAUUGAAUUUUAAGUUUAUGUUUAGUUUCUUUCUUAUUUACAAUUUAUUUUUGAUUUGGGCUUUUUAAUAUUUAUAAACAUAUAAUAAGAUCAAAUGUCGGACUAUUUUAUAUAUUUACAAAUAUAAUAGAUAUAUUUUAUUUUUUGUGAAUAAUCGAAAUAAAGAUUUUUUCUCACUUAAUUUAUUUCAAUAUUCUCAUAAAUAGUUCUUACAAAAUAAAAUUUAUGAAGUAAAUCUUAUUUGGUACUUUAUAUUAUAAUUGUCAUUUUUUAUCAAACUAUAACGUAAAAA
Solenopsis invicta (red fire ant) is the source of this 2313-nucleotide messenger RNA. RefSeq names its product caspase-1. NCBI's taxonomy places the organism in Eukaryota, Metazoa, Arthropoda, Insecta, Hymenoptera, Formicidae. Gene Ontology annotation, biological process: proteolysis. Bases 345 to 1310 code for a protein of 321 amino acids. The record is from RefSeq and is a predicted model, not a curated record. The transcript is spliced from 5 exons. Gene Ontology annotation, molecular function: cysteine-type endopeptidase activity.